Messenger RNA from Racocetra persica, 572 nucleotides. The record is from the annotation of a GenBank genome assembly. NCBI's taxonomy places the organism in Eukaryota, Fungi, Glomeromycota, Glomeromycetes, Diversisporales, Gigasporaceae.
GAGAUGGCGCGGAUUAUUUUCUAUUUAAAGAACAGUCGGGAAAUUAUAACAGCGGCAAAGUUUUUGAAAAGGCGGAUCGAUACGAAAUUCGUUCGCUCCAAUUAAAAAACGAAGCCCGCAAAAUUAUUUUUGGGGAAAACUGGACAGGAGACGGCGGACUUAGCAGAUUUGGCACGAAUAUUGGUGGCGAGUGGCAAGAAUACGAAAAAGGUGAGGGAACCAAACCUGAUAAGUUGACAAUCCGAGAUUUUACUCCGGCGGAAAAAAGAGCGAAUGCGGAGCGAAUCCGCCGCAGUGCCGAACAAGCGGAACGCGACCGCCGACAAGCCACAGUGGAUAGAGAGGCCGAACGACAAAGAAAAGAAAGAGAAAAAUCUGGUGCCAAUUCCGACCAAAAAAAAUGUGCCGAAUGCGGUCAAGAAAUUGACAUCACAAAGGGAGUAAUUAGCCAACGUCCGCGAGGCAGUUUAUCGGGCCCUUUUGAUUUACAUUUUUGCUCUGGGGAAUGUUGCAGAAAAUACAAUACAAAAGAUAAUCAAAGAGAAAACAAUCCUGAUAAUAAUUCACCAUGA